Molecule: messenger RNA, 4233 nt
Organism: Homo sapiens (human)
Lineage: Eukaryota; Metazoa; Chordata; Mammalia; Primates; Hominidae
Gene: TPRA1
Product: transmembrane protein adipocyte associated 1
Exons: 13
Coding region: 823-1944 (373 amino acids)
Cellular component (GO): membrane
Source: RefSeq, marked validated
GCGCUCGCCUGCGCUGUGGUGGGAGCUGGAGCGGAGGUAGAAGCUGAGGCUCCAGGGGACCCGACGACACUUGCUGGCUGCGUGACCUCGGUCACACCAGGGCCAUUUUGCUGACAAGACAACAGAGGCCGGGCGCGGUGGCUCACGCCUGUAAUCCCAGCACUUUGGGAAGCCGAGGUGGGCGGAUCACAAGCUCAGGAGUUCGAGACCAGCCUGACUAACAUGCGAGAAGUGAGUCCUGAGGUCCGGCCCACACUGAAGGAGAGGAGAUCCUAGCAGGGCUGGGGAUUAUCAGGAGCCCUCCCAAAGGCCACUGAAGAGAGCAGUCAAGAUGGUGGAUGGGGUCAGCUGGCUGCCCAGAGGUCAUCUGAUAAGGACUAGGAGCUGUUAGUGGCCCUGGCGAUAGCAGAUCUGGGCUGGCCGGUGUGUCUGGAGUCAGACACUACAUUGAAGUGUGUUGACAGCAUAGGACAGAUGUGGUUGGAUGUUACUUUGGAGAUUCAGUUACAAAAAGACUGCAGCUUUGCUCACUCUGAGAGAAGGCAGCAUCCAUGUCUUGAGGACACUCAGGCAGCCUGGGACAGGCUUGGGGAGUGAGGAGCUGGGACCCCAGCCAACAGUCAUGCUGGACUUGCUCCAGGACACAUCACCUUGGGGUUUGCUCUUCCCAGGUCAGUAGGCAUCCAGCGCUGGGGCAGCUGCUUCAGGACAUCGCCGAGGACAAGUCUCCUCCCCAUUCUGGUUCCACCAUCUGUAGCCUGUGGCUUUCAUCCUCAAGGGCUCCAUGCGACCGCUGCACAUCCAGGGCUGGCUGCUGGCGGGAUGGACACCCUGGAGGAGGUGACUUGGGCCAAUGGGAGCACAGCGCUACCCCCACCCCUGGCACCAAACAUCAGUGUGCCUCAUCGCUGCCUGCUGCUGCUCUACGAAGACAUUGGCACCUCCAGGGUCCGGUACUGGGACCUCUUGCUGCUCAUCCCCAAUGUGCUCUUCCUCAUCUUCCUGCUCUGGAAGCUUCCAUCUGCUCGGGCGAAGAUCCGCAUCACCUCCAGCCCCAUUUUUAUCACCUUCUACAUCCUGGUGUUUGUGGUGGCGCUGGUGGGCAUUGCCCGGGCCGUGGUAUCCAUGACGGUGAGCACCUCGAACGCUGCAACUGUUGCUGAUAAGAUCCUGUGGGAGAUCACCCGCUUCUUCCUGCUGGCCAUCGAGCUGAGUGUGAUCAUCCUGGGCCUGGCCUUUGGCCACCUGGAGAGUAAGUCCAGCAUCAAGCGGGUGCUGGCCAUCACCACAGUGCUGUCCCUGGCCUACUCUGUCACCCAGGGGACCCUGGAGAUCCUGUACCCUGAUGCCCAUCUCUCAGCUGAGGACUUUAAUAUCUAUGGCCAUGGGGGCCGCCAGUUCUGGCUGGUCAGCUCCUGCUUCUUCUUCCUGGUCUACUCUCUGGUGGUCAUCCUUCCCAAGACCCCGCUGAAGGAGCGCAUCUCCCUGCCUUCUCGGAGGAGCUUCUACGUGUAUGCGGGCAUCCUGGCACUGCUCAACCUACUGCAGGGGCUGGGGAGUGUGCUGCUGUGCUUCGACAUCAUCGAGGGGCUCUGCUGUGUAGAUGCCACAACCUUCCUGUACUUCAGCUUCUUCGCUCCGCUCAUCUACGUGGCUUUCCUCCGGGGCUUCUUCGGCUCGGAGCCCAAGAUCCUCUUCUCCUACAAAUGCCAAGUGGACGAGACAGAGGAGCCAGAUGUACACCUACCCCAGCCCUACGCUGUGGCCCGGCGGGAGGGCCUGGAGGCUGCAGGGGCUGCUGGGGCCUCAGCUGCCAGCUACUCGAGCACGCAGUUCGACUCUGCCGGCGGGGUGGCCUACCUGGAUGACAUCGCUUCCAUGCCCUGCCACACUGGCAGCAUCAACAGCACAGACAGCGAGCGCUGGAAGGCCAUCAAUGCCUGAGGGCAGCUGCCAGGGCCUGUGGAGGACAGGCCAGAGAGGAGGCCAGCAGGCCCAGAGUCCCCAGGGGAGGAGGACCAGGUCAAGGGACGUUCUGUGGGCAGUAGCCCUGUGUGGCCCUGUUCCCACCAUGAGUCUGGAGGCCCCACCUCCCUGGGGCUCCCAAUCCCCUUUGCCAUCUCUGCUCUCACUGGGGACCCUCCUCCCCUUCCCACCUGCUCUCAUACUGCUCAGUGACAUGGCCCAGGCUUUCCUUCCAGGGCCAUGCUUGGCAAGGUUGGCUGAGGGCACCCUCCUUCUCUGCACCCUUGGCACGAGGGCAGGGCUGGCUCUCCCAAUGCCUCCAUCCCAUCCCCAUGGUGCUUUGGCCUCCUCAAAGCAUCCACCAUGGUGGAUGGACUGAAGUGUGUAUAUUUUCUUGAUCUAUUUUUUAAUAAAAAGGAAAAGGAGCAGAAGGUGCUAAUGUGGAGGUUUUGCAGGAAUACUGGGGCUGGUUCCUUUCAGGAGCCUGAGGGCUGGGUGAGGGGCUGGGAGGCUCAGGGGGCCUCUGCUCAACCAAGGAGCAGUCCCCAGUGCCCAAGCCCUGGGCUGGCUGCUGGGGAGGUGAAGAGAAACAGGAUCCCAGCUGCCGCUGCCCCUGCCCCUGGGCCCAUCUGAGUAGGGGGGACAGACAUGGAGAGAGAGGAGAACUAUGUUUUGUGAGCCAGCCCCUCUCCCUUUGUCAGACACACACUGUUGUCUUGGGCAGCCGGUUCUCUCUGCUCAGCUCCAUUAAAACGCAGAAUGGACUUACUAUUGCCAUCUGUAAAAUGCGGAGAAGACCCAUCCUGCAGGGCCUUUUGUAAGGAUUGGAAAACACUAAGCACGAGUGGCUGGCGUACAGUAAUGAACGAUAAGGAUAGCUCUUAUUUUUAGCCUCAAGAAUAGUGCUUGGCACAUAGUAGGCCCCCAGCAGACAGGACUCGGGGACUGAUGUUUGUCAUAAGGAUGGGUGUGGUUGGCUGAAAAUGGGAGUAAAUCAGAGCAAAGCACUGGGAUCAUAAGGCAUGAGUAGGGGAGAGGGGCCCACUUGUCCCUGCCACUGCCCUUGUACCUGAGUUCGGCUUUGAGCUUUUUGGCAGCCAGAGUGAAAGGGAGUUGCUGCCAGUUAUGUAAUCCCCAGAGUUGGAGAGGAGGAGCCCAUCCAGGACACAGCCAACUGCAUGCUUCAGAGCCUGGGGAGGUCUCAGCCCUGGCUGUGGGGACCCUGAGGAUCAGGCUGUUGCCCGCCUCCGCGAUCAGCCUUUUUUUUUUAGGGGGGAAUGGGGUGCCGAGGGCACAAGCUCCAACACAGCUCAUGUCUGUGGGGCCAAUGUGUCAGGCUCCCUGGGAGGGCCUGGAGGGUUGAUAGCGGACAGGGCCAACAGUACGGCCAGUGAGCUGGACUCCUGGGCUGCAGGGGGUACUGCAGGGUGCCCCUGAAUGGCAUACUUUAUCGGGGCCUCUCAGCUCAUGUAAAAGCCUGGUAAUCAGGGAAGGCAAGCUCACGGCAUUCUGAGUGAGCGGGGUAAGGGUUGGGGCCAGCAGGGAUUUGACCAUCAGAUCCACAUGCAGUCCAAGAUGGCACAGUGUCAGCCGAAGUUUGCUGGCUGCAGUGAAUGAGCAGAGAGGCAUCAACAGAAGAAAAGAGACCAUUUUUAUAAUUUUUAAGUUUGUUUUUUAAAAAUAGGUCAUAUAUGUACAUGGCAAGAAAAAAAAAGGUUCAUGCAGUACAGGAGGGUAUUUGGUGAACGAUAAAUCUCCCUGUGUGGCACUGAAUUCCUCUGUCCCCCUCCUGAAGCACCCAGGGUCUCCAUAACCUUCCAGAGCCAUCCUGUGUUCACACCAACGGAUGUGUAUAUCAUCCCUCUUUCUGUAAUGCUAAUGUCCUGUAGCUCACUCCAAUGGAUCUUGGAGAUCAUUCCAUGUCAAGUGGAGGACUGCUUCACCCCUGCAGCUACAUAUAUAUGGAUAUAUGGCAAUUUAUAAACCACUUCCCUUUUGUUUCUGAAAAAUUUUGCAACAACAAACAAGGCAACAUCAACAAUCCUUAUAAAUUUGCUUUUGGUAACUCAUGCAAGUAGAAUUGCUGGAGCACACAGUCUUAAUUAGUUUUAAUUACUCUUAUUAGUCUUCUGCAGAGAUCAAUAGUUGUCCUCCAAUAUAUGUUGUUUUUCUCCAUUGGAAGAGAAUCCCUGAUUUUUCGCUAGAUACACAGCUGUCUAGAAUAAAGACUGCAUUUUCUAGCCUUCCUUGCAGGUGGGUUCUGGCCAA